Messenger RNA from Sitodiplosis mosellana (orange wheat blossom midge), 7686 nucleotides. RefSeq names its product phospholipid-transporting ATPase IA (gene ATP8A). The record is from RefSeq and is a predicted model, not a curated record. Gene Ontology annotation, molecular function: ATPase-coupled intramembrane lipid carrier activity; magnesium ion binding; ATP binding. The transcript is spliced from 15 exons. Bases 822 to 4178 code for a protein of 1118 amino acids. Gene Ontology annotation, biological process: phospholipid translocation. Gene Ontology annotation, cellular component: plasma membrane. Lineage: Eukaryota; Metazoa; Arthropoda; Insecta; Diptera; Cecidomyiidae.
AAAUGCGUUUUCGAUAAGGUGAAUCAAAAUAAAAUUUUGUUUAUUUAUUUUUAGAGAAUUUUCUAGUAAAAACCGAUAAUUGGAUAUUUUCUCAACAAGCAAAUUUCGUGCUAAAAUCCACAUUGAAUAGAAAAUGUGUAGUAGAACCAUCAUCACGAGAUAAUUCUGACAGACGGCAACGCAUGCGCCAUAGUGGUAAAAAAAGAAAAUGAAUGAUAUGUCAAAACAUUCAAACGAAAAGAGAAUAAGAAUUAAAAGAGAAAAUAAUGCAAGAUAACACAAACCAUCAUAAUUGAUUACAGCGAUUUACAUUACUCAUAAAACUUAUUCAAUAAGUUCAGCAUUUGAAUGGUGGUUCAAUUGUCUUGUGGCUUUCAUCAGGCUUCCCAAUGAUUUAUGCUAGGAAUUGAUCGUUUUUAUGUUGUUAUUUUAUUUUAAACGCACCGUUUGCAAGUGAAUUCUUCAGUUAACUGCUUGAAAAAAGAUUGUGUCAUUUUGUUUUUGUGACCGUGAAUUUGAUUUUUUACGUUCUUUCGCUACACAUUUUGCACAUUGCAUCGAAAAAGAAGAAAGAAACAACGCAAAAUUGCACUGCACUAGGCUGUAAUUUGUGCUAUUUUAUAGUUGAGCAAAAGCGAAAAAAAACAUUCAUCAUUACUCUGUUUAAUUAGGGUGUUUCGAUGUUGAUAUUUUUGAUUUUUCCACUGAUGCAAAUGCAGAUUAGCAUGUGAAAAUAGUUCGCGUCAUCUAUUUGCGUUAAUAAAUCUAGAGUAGCAAUAGGCUAAAUUAUUUUCGUCAAUUUUUUGUUUUAUGUGAGAACGAUGCGUUGCGAUGGUACGGCUUAUGAAGACUUGACACCACACGAUGAUGACGUCACGACAUCGGGUGUCACGCUAGACGAUGUGGAUAAGCGUGUGAUAUUUCUAAAUCGACCGCAGCCGCAAAAGUUCUGCAGCAAUCACAUAUCCACAGCAAAAUAUAGCUUAAUUAGUUUCCUACCAUCAUUUUUGUUCGAACAAUUUCGAAGGUAUUCGAAUUGUUUUUUUCUCUUCAUUGCCUUACUUCAGCAGAUACCUGAUGUUUCUCCAACGGGCCGGUACACCACAUUGGUUCCAUUAAUUUUCAUUUUAACUGUAAGCGCCAUCAAAGAGAUUGUUGAAGAUUUUAAACGGCAUCGAGCAGAUGAUGAUAUCAACCAUCGAGAUGUGGAAACAGUACGGAAUGGACAAUGGGUUGCCAUCAAAUGGCAAAAUCUCGUAGUCGGUGACAUUGUUCGAAUAAUCAAUAAUACAUUUUUCCCGGCCGAUAUGGUUCUGUUGUCAUCGAGUGAACCACAAAGUAUGGCUUUCAUUGAAACUUCGAAUUUAGACGGUGAAACCAAUUUAAAGAUACGGCAAGCUGUACCAGCCACAGCCGGAUUACUUGAGACUAGAGAUCUAGUGAAUUUCAACGGAACUGUGGAAUGUGAACCGCCGAAUCGACACUUGUACGAAUUCAAUGGCGUGCUAAAGGAGCGUGGCCAACUUGCUGUUGCUUUGGGGGCAGAUCAGAUUCUGCAGCGCGGUGCCAUCCUUCGAAAUACGGCUUGGGUUUUCGGCAUUGUCAUCUACACAGGACAUGAUACGAAACUUAUGAGAAACUCUACCUCAGCGCCAUUAAAGCGCUCAACUGUUGACAGACUGACAAAUACGCAGAUUUUGAUGUUAUUUAUAAUGUUAGUAGCUCUUUGCUUCAUAAGUGCUAUAUUCAGUGAGAUCUGGACGAAGGGUCACUUCCGAAACGAUUGGUAUAUCGAUCUUCUAAACAAGAAUUUCGGAUACAACCUUCUAACUUUUAUAAUUCUCUACAAUAAUUUAAUUCCAAUAUCACUUCAAGUUACAUUAGAAUUGGUUCGAUUUAUGCAGGCGCUUUUCAUAAACUUCGACGUGGAGAUGUAUCAUGAAGAAACUGAUACGCCAGCGAUGGCCCGUACAUCUAACUUGAAUGAAGAGCUUGGCAUGGUCAAGUAUAUCUUUUCUGAUAAAACGGGAACACUCACACGAAAUGUGAUGGAAUUCAAAAAGUGUUCGAUCGCUCGUCAUGUAUACACCAUUGAAGAUACACCUGAAGCUUCAUUACUUGUUCAGAAUAUUCGAAAUAAACAUCAAACUCUGCCGAUAAUCGAAGAAUUUUUAACACUCUUAGCAGUCUGUCACACAGUAAUUCCAGAAAAAGAUGAGAAUGGCAAGUUCAUUUAUCAUGCAGCUAGUCCAGAUGAACGUGCUCUCGUUGCUGGAGCCGCAAAUUUCGGUUAUGUGUUUGAAAUGCGGACACCGAACACGGUGGAAAUUGAUGCGCUUGGUAAACGAGAGCGAUACGAAAUAUUGAACGUUCUAGAGUUUACAUCGGCUCGAAAACGAAUGUCAGUCAUAGUUCGAAAUGCCAAAGGUGAAAUUAAGUUGUAUUGUAAGGGUGCUGAUACAGUGAUUUACGAACGAUUAGCGCCAAACGGACAAGCUUAUCGUGAUAUAACACUUCGACAUUUAGAAGAUUUUGCCACCGAAGGAUUGCGUACACUCUGUUGUGCCGUUGCCGUAAUACCAGAAGAUAUUUACACAGAAUGGAAGGAGACAUACCAUAAAGCAUCAACUGCCAUGCAAUAUCGCGAACGAAAAGUUGAAGAUGCGGCCAAUUUAAUUGAAAAUAAUUUAAUACUUCUCGGUGCCACAGCCAUUGAGGAUAAACUGCAAGACGGUGUACCUGAAACAAUAGCGGCUCUACUCAAGGCAGAUAUCAAUAUGUGGGUGCUGACCGGUGACAAACAGGAAACAGCAAUCAACAUUGGAUAUUCGUGCAAAUUAAUUUCACAAGGAAUGGACUUGAUUAUAUUGAACGAAGAGAGUUUGGAUAACACACGCGAAUGCAUCGGUCGCCAUAGUGCCGAUUUUGGUGAGCAUUUGCGAAGCCAGAACAAUGUCGCACUAGUUAUUGAUGGAACAACGCUAAAAUAUGCCCUGAGCUGUGAUCUACGUCGUGAAUUUUUGGAUUUAUGCAUUUCAUGUAAAGUGGUGAUUUGUUGUCGGGUGUCGCCAAUCCAAAAAGCCGAAGUUGUCGAUUUAGUCACAACAAAUACGAAAUGUGUAACACUGGCCAUCGGAGAUGGUGCCAAUGAUGUGGCCAUGAUUCAAAAGGCACACGUUGGUGUUGGCAUCUCAGGCUGUGAGGGCUUGCAAGCAGCGUGCGCAUCUGAUUAUUCAAUAGCACAAUUCCGAUUUUUAUUGCGGCUGCUGCUGGUACACGGCGCAUGGAAUUACAGUCGAAUGUGCAAAUUGAUUUUGUACAGUUUUUAUAAGAACGUAUGUUUGUAUGUCAUUGAAUUGUGGUUUGCCAUUUACUCUGGAUGGUCGGGUCAAAUCAUUUACGAACGCUGGACAAUCGGUUUGUAUAAUGUAUUCUUUACGGCUUUGCCGCCAUUCGCCAUUGGUAUCUUCGAUAAAGUGUGUUCAGCUGAGACUAUGUUAAAAUAUCCGGCUCUGUAUAAACCAUCGCAAAGUGCACAGCUAUUUAAUGUACGCGUUUUCUGGAUUUGGAUUUGCAACGCGUUGAUUCAUUCGGUAAUCCUUUAUUGGGCUCCAGUGCUGGCAUAUGGCAACGAAACAAUCUGGGGCAAUGGCAAAAGCGGUGAUUAUUUAGUUCUUGGCAACAUUGUCUACACGUACGUCGUUGUCACGGUUUGUCUGAAAGCUGGUUUGAUCACCAAUCAUUGGACUUGGCUCACACACCUCUCAAUCUGGGGAUCAAUUCUUCUGUGGUUUUUGUUCAUGAUUAUUUAUAGUAAUUUUUGGCCAUCAAUACCAAUAGCCGCUGUGUUCGCUGGCAUGGAUAAACUGAUCUUUUCAUCGCCCGUUUUUUGGCUAGGUCUAUUUUUAAUACCAAUGGCUGCAAUACUAUUUGACGUCACUGUAAAAGCUCUUCAAAAUUCGGUCUUCAAAACAUUGACUGAGGCGGUGCGGGAAUCGGAAAUCCUUAAGCACGAUCCAAGUUUUGUCCUCAAAGAAUCUAGAUCAUCAGGACAGCCUGUAGCGCUAUCUUGGCGACGACUAAAUACCAUAGCUCCACUACCAAAUAUUGUUGAUGCAUGGAAUAAUACGCACAAUAACAAUCUUAGUAACAGUAACGAUAUACACAAUCACUUAUGAACAGAAACGAACAGAACAAACGUGAUAACGGACAUUUAGGAAAGUGAUCGGACCUGAGCCAAAACAUAUCAUGAACAAUCGCAGUUAAAUUUUAUAACCGAAAAUUAAAGAAAAACAAAACCAACAGACAACAGACAAGUGCAUUUACUAUCUAGUAUCCAGAUGCACACUAAGAACUCAAUAGCUUAAAUAUGACUAAUGUAAUUUUAACAUGUCGGAAUUUAAUCAUUCAAUAAUUUAGUAUUGGAAUGGGAUCAAAGCGAUUCUUCUCGUUGAAAAAAUCAAUCAAAAAUCUAUACAUUAUUUUCUAAUAUUCUUUUUUCCGUAUUAUUCGUAUAUGUUCACCAUUCUUAGUAUGUCGUUGUAAUCGAAAACAAACCGCACCGUCCUGCAAAUGGUACAAGAAUAAUCUUUUGCAUAAUGUCCGUUUGUUUUCUAUUAUCAAACACUUUCUAACCUUUUUACGUGAAUUCCAUCUGUUGAAAGUAGUCAAGAGUUGAAAACAAUUUAGCAUUAUUGAUUGUAAAUAAUACAAUAUUUCGCCGUAGAUAAACGCACAAAAUAUCAUAACUUCCAAUUAAAUUUGUUUCAAUGCAAAGGUAAAUGGCAAAUAAUUGCUGCAAAAAAUUGAUUUAAUUUGCGAAAAAAAAACAAAAAAUCUUCUUAUUACGUACAUUUCUUCCAUUUUAUUUAAAUCUCGAGUUUCUGUUCGAAUCUCGAGAAAAAACGCUCAAGAAUUUAUUGUAUUUGCAAGUAAAAUUCAGUUCCAAGACAUAUUAAAAAAUUCAUAACUGCCUUACGUAAAUAUGAAGCCAUUUAUUUUUACUUUGAAAUAUUUCAUUAUAAAAAUUUCGCACACAAUUUCAAAAAUAUGUUUUUCAAACGUAAAACAUUAGAAUCGAAAUUUAGAAUAAAGAAAAUCAAACGAGAUAUUCAAGAAGUAAUAGCGAUAUUUGAAUUGCUUGUAGAAUUUAGUCGUAGUCGCACAAGACAUAUUUUUGAAUAUUUCGAUUCGAUUAGAUUUGAUAAGGCAUUUUGGUAAUGGUCCCAGGUCAAAUCUGUCAAAAAAGAUGAUUUUCAUCUUGUCCAUUUUUGUUUCUUUGGAAACAGUUAUUUUCCUCGGUUUUAGAAUGGAGGUAGUAAUUAUCAUGCAAGUGCAUUAUUUUGCAAGCAAAAUCUGUAUUGAGACAUAGCCUUUACCAAUGUAAAUGUCUGAAAUAGCAUUUGUGAUUUUGAACUGAACAAAUUUGCCACAGAAAAGUUCGCGUUAUUGGUGAGUUUAAAACGAAAUUGACCCUCUACACGUGCUUAGGUUAAAAUGGACAUAGUACAGCUUCGAAUCUAUGUAUGUGACACUGUGUGCGUAAACAAAUAUGUUCACUUUCGAUAUGUUGAUGACAGCUUCAAAUUUGCGGCUAUGAAAUCCAUACUGACGACAACAUUCGAUUUUCCUGCCUCUAGUGGUCAUACUCACAAUACACGUUGAGCGGUCAAAAUAUUCAAACAAUACAGACACGCUAGCAUAGGACUUAUACGGUUUGCGCGAAUGGAUUCUUGAUUAUUGGCCAUGCAUACGCUUAUGUGAUUGAAAUUUUCAACUAUCACCACAAGCGUCGUCUCAGUAGAGCUCUUCUUAUGUUUACAUUGGAAAUACGUGUUAUUGUUGUUGUAGAUUCAUCGCCGUGUUCAAGUUGUACCGAGUCAAGAGGGUGUCUUGGCGUCUCACAUCAAAUCUGUCCCAUGUAUUUAUAUAAGAACAAAGCGAUCUUACCUCAGACCUGCCGAUUCAUAAAUGUUGUAUUGACAUAAUCGAUCGACUCAAGUAAAUACAAUUAAAAAAGUAACUUCAUAGUGUACUAAUUGGAUUUUACACUUCAUGUAAACCGUACAAAAAUACUUACUUAAACGCCAAAUAAGCUAUUUUUUCCAAAAAAUUCUAAACAUUUUUUCAUUCAAUUAAAAACAAAUAUGACUUUUGGUUAAAUUUCUUCCAAAAAAAUAUGACACUUCUAAAAAAAAAGAUGACGUCUGGGAUCAUUACAUUUAGGCUCAAAAUUAUUAUCUGUUCUUGAAGACAAUUUUCUGUUGGUGGCAUUGAAAAAUACUCACACAUUGGUGAUUUAAAAUCGGGUUUAGAUUUCACGGGAUUUUGGAAUAUAUUUUAAUCUAGUCACAAAUACUAAAUUGCACGAACAAAUGCGUUUCAUUGAAAUGAUAUCAAUAACCGUGUGGGUGAAUUUAAUUGGAACGUGCUGACUUGAAUGUAUUAAAUGGCUAGAGAAAUAAAAAACAAAUUCAAUUUAGAUUCAUUUUUUUCAAAGCCUAACUAAACCGACAUUACGAUUAGAUUAAAUACAAAACAAUCAAUAAAAUUAAUAUUACGUUCAAUGAAAUUGCCAGGUUGAGAAAAUAACUUUGACAAAUUGUCAAUGACAAUAUAGGCAAUAGAAUUGCCAAAUUAGAAAAUAAAUCUGACAAAAUGGGUAAAUUUGACAAUAGCAAGCACCAAAUAGAUAAAUUUACGUCAAAUUUAUUGCAAAAAAUGUCAAUUUUAUAACCAUUUUGUCAGAUUUAUUUUCUAAUUUGACAAUUCUAUUGCCUAUAUUGUCAAAAUUAUUUUCUCAAUCUGGCAAUUUCAUUGAACGUAAUGUUAGUUUUACUGUUUGUUUUGUUACAUUUAUUUCGAAUUGUUGUCAAUUUUGUUGAAUUUUUUUUUGUCAAUUUUAUUGCCGUUUUGUCAUUUUUAUUGGCGAUUUGUAAAUUUUAAAGGAGGAUCCGUAAUGAGCCUUACGAUUAUUAUUAGGUUUCAAUGAGCGCAAGUAUAACAAUACCACCAUGAAGAUUGCUAAACUCAUUUGUAAAAGUCUUCGAAAACACUUUAUUGUGGAAAAAAUAAGUAUUUCGGACCGGAUUUCAAAACGCCUAACGUUGCAGACAGUCAUAAAACGGACAAUUUACAAACAAAAUUUAUACAUUCCAAAUAUUUAUCUAAUUUUUAGUCCACGUUGAAUAUUUUAUUUUUCAUUUGUUUGCAGUCAAUGCAAUUUAUUCAAUUUUUCGAAUAAAUCUUAUCGAACGGCAAACACAAUCGAUUCAUUAAAAAAUCGUUAACAAAUUAUUAGGUAUUUUAUAUAAUUUUUACUAUUAUGAUUUAAUUUCUGUAAUUUGAUUACUAACCUUUCUUUAUGUUUUGUUUUUUUGUAGUAGUUAUUAGUAUUUACCGAUUGAAUUAAUUGAUGGAUUUCCAAAAGAAAUUCAAUUUUGAAUUGAUAUAAGUCAAUAAGGACCGUGCAACGCGAGCAUUUUUCGUCUGUUUUUUUUUGGAGUGAAUUAAAACUAUUUGAAUCAAUUAAAACUAAUAAUUUGCUAAGUGUGUGAAUAUUACGCUUUAAGUUUGUGUUUUGUUUUUCAUCAAAGAAUUAUUAUAUUGUUGACACGAGUAGUUUGAAACCAAAAUUGUUAAUUAAAUGCAUGGAAAAAAUGGAAAUAAAUGAUUCAAAACACAAAA